Ixodes scapularis (black-legged tick) is the source of this 2022-nucleotide messenger RNA. RefSeq lists its product as uncharacterized. The coding region runs from base 1 to 2022 and encodes 673 amino acids. NCBI's taxonomy places the organism in Eukaryota, Metazoa, Arthropoda, Arachnida, Ixodida, Ixodidae. The transcript is spliced from 4 exons. Gene Ontology annotation, molecular function: nucleic acid binding; RNA-DNA hybrid ribonuclease activity. The record is from RefSeq and is a predicted model, not a curated record.
AUGGCUAUGCUUGCCCGCCGUGCCCGGGCGCCCGCGGUGAGCUGCGAGCGAGACGAGAAACAGGACUGGUUGCGCGGCGACGUUCCGCAACAACAGCGCAUCCUUCAACGGGGGAUCGACGUCGUGACAGGUCACCUCCAAAGCGUAAGCUUAACCGCCUCGCCGGAUAAGCCAACCUACGUAGUCAUAGCCCCCAGACGGGAAAGGGACGCGAACAUCAGCUCAACCCUUCACUUGACUCUCGCGGGCCAACCGAUCAGAUCAGCACCUGAGGUACGCAUCCUAGGACUCCAAUUCCACGAGGAUGGCACCGCAAAGGCUUGGCUAACAAUGGUCACCCAACAGUGCCAGGCAGCACUAAACGUCAUUAGAAGGAUCAGCGGCACCAGAGGAGGCGCUGACGAGGAAGUUGCCCGCCGCAUGGUGAAAACCCUCAUCGUCUCCCGCAUCUGCUACGGUGCCCCCCACUACCGACUUACCAACACACAAUGGAAGAAACUGGAAAUCCUUACCAACAACGCAGCUCGAAUUGUCACUGGCCUCCCCCGAUAUACACCGCUAGACAAGCUCAAGGCACACGCGAAGCUCAACACGGCUCGAGAAACCGUAGAGGAGAGAGCACGAGCUCAUCUAGAGCGACUCCAACACUCAGCCUCCGGACGACAAAUCCUAGAGAUGAUCGGCUCAGAUAUCAGAGACCUUCCCCCUCUCCCGGAGGUUGACCCCCCAUGGAGCGACGAUGUGUGCCUCGUUGACGAUCGACCAGUACCAAGGGGAGCCGGGCCCAGUCGCCCUGGCAAGCAAGCUUGCCAAGUGCGACAGCACUGCAAACUCGUCCAAGAGUGGACGGACACCAAUGAGAAGCUCGCAGUAUACACUGAUGCGGCCUUCGUCUCCUUCCCUAAACCGAUUUGGUCCGCUGCGGUUGUGAUUCCCCGCCUAGGAAUCACCAUGGCCGAAACAUUGCCCGGCGGCACAUCGGUCAAGGGCGGAGAACUUGGAGCUAUCCAACUGGCACUGCGCACCGUCAUCGAGAAGGAAAUCCGACCGACACACCUACAGAUUUUCACUGACUCUUCGGCUGCAUUAAUAGAAUGUCGCUCUCGCCACUCCCCGAACAAGCGAGUUAAGGCAAUCCGAAGGAUGACCUCCGACUUAAUUGCAGCCGGUACAACCAUCAAAGUGUCCUGGAUACCUGCCCACGCAGACAUUCAGGACAACGUACAAGCUCACUGCAUGGCCCGCGCGCAUCUGGAUUCCCCCCGCGAGCCGAGUAGUGUGCCAAGUCACCUACAAGAACACGGGUACUCGCCCCCGCCUGAGAAACUCGACACUGAAAUGCGUCCAGCCAUCCCAACCAAAGACAAACUUCAACUGACGCUGCGGUUUCUUGCCUCAGGCGAGAGUCAACAUUCCCUAAGCAGGCAGUUCCGCAUUAGCCACAGCGCCGUCAACGGAUUCCUCGCUGAAACUUUUGACGCCAUUUACAAAAUGCUGGGACCAAAAUAUCUGGUGUCCCCGCGGACGAAAGAUGAGUGGCUUGCGGUAAUGAAGAACUUUUACGAAAGAUGGCAGUUUCCGCAAUGUAUUGUAGCGCUGGACGUAAAACAUGUCACAAUUAUCAAACCUCCAAACUCUGGAUCUGUGUAUAUUAAUUACAAGAAGACCUUUAGUAUCAUGCUUUUUGCUCUUGUGGACGCAGACAGCAGGUUUUUGUACAUUGAUGUUGGCGCACCUGGGUCUGAUGGAGAUGGAGGCAUUUGGAGAACGACACCACUGCGGAAUGCCAUCGAGAACGGAACAGCCGGUCUGCCGAUCUCAGGACCUGGACCGGUCGGCGUCCCACCCGUCAUCGUGGGAGACGACGCCUUCCCCUUGUCUACAAACUUAAUGAAGCCGUACACUGGUACAAAUUUGUACGAAGAAAAGGUUAUAUUUAACUACAGAUGUGUUGCCUACAUCGUGUUAUUUCUAAACACCGUUUUCCUUAUCGUUUUAUUUUAUUUUUUUAUUUCAGAUUAA